UUGUGUGGCCAGAGGAGAGCAGGGGUCCCAUGGGAACUGCGGGUGCUUGGAGCUGCAGGCUGGGGGGUCCUAACACCACUGUGGUCACCACUGAUGCCUGAGAGGAUGGGCUGCUGGGGGCUCCACACUGGACAUGAUCCAUCCUGACCACAAGGAAGUGACAUGUCACAGGGGUGAGGAAGUCCCACGGAGGAGGAAAUGCUCUAGUGUGGCUCCAUUGUGUGGGGCGAGUGUGGACAGUGAGAGGAGCAGAUGUUGUUUGUUUAAGGGGACGGCAAUCCCAAUCUAGACCUGGACCAGGAGCUGUCUUGUCAUCGGGAUUGAGCAGAUCCGGUGCACCAGGUUCAGGACUCUGCCUCAGUUCAUGCUGCUUCUGUCCCCAAGCUUCCUGCACCCCAACCAGCUUGAGUCAGUGUGGGAGAAGAUUGUGAGACCAAACACAGGCAGGACGAGGAAGCAAAGAGACCCCAGAAAGCAGAAGUGGGCCCUGCAGAGAGGACCCUCCGUGAGGAGGCUUGAAAUUAUCCCCCCUCACUAAUAGCCUGGCAUUGCUGUGGGUGACGUCUGUGCUGCAGACAUGACCCCAGGGGACGGGAGGUCGUGGCUGCCUGCAGCGCUGCUCCUUCUGCAGGUCCCAGGCUGUGUUUCCCAGAUUCUGAGUAGUCCCAUCUCCCUGGUGGGCACCGUGGGGCAAUCCGUGAGUGUGAUAUGUCCAUAUGAGAAGAUAUACGAAAACAAUGCCAAAUACUGGUGCAAAAGCCCAUGUUUGUGGAAGAUUGUGGAGACCACAGUCCCAGACGUAGAAGUGUGGAAUGGCCGUGUGUCUAUCAGGGACGUUUCUGCAACCCUCUCCUUCAGAGUGACCAUGAGGAACCUCAGAGAGGAGGAUGCUGGGACAUACCUGUGUGGGAUUGAUACAUCAGAGGUUCCAGGAUAUAUGUUCGACCUCACCUACCCAGUUGUGGUGUCUGUGACCCCAGGUCUUCACAUGGUCCUGCUAGACCCCACAUUGAAUACCGCAACCUCAGACGACUACUACACCUCCCGCCUACAUUCUGGGUCCCUGCUCAGCUGCAUCUACUUCCGGCUCCUGGUCUUCCUGGAGGUGCCCCUGGUCCUGAGCAUGCUCAGUGCUGUCCUCUGAGGGAACAGGCCUCAGAGGGCAUCUGGGGGGACGUGGCAUCAGCCUGAUAAAGCCAGUAAUGCCAACUGCCCAUUAAUGGAUAGGAAGAUGGGGUGCACGGGAAGACGGUGGGCAUGACGAAAGGAAUCCAGAUUCAUUGAAAACAAAUGACAAAGAGCCUGUUUGGGUUUGGAUUUCCUCAAAUCUGAUGGGGAGACAAGGACUUAGGUGCAAUUAGUUUAUGGAAUGGU
Lutra lutra (Eurasian river otter) is the source of this 1374-nucleotide messenger RNA. Its product is annotated as CMRF35-like molecule 6. Lineage: Eukaryota; Metazoa; Chordata; Mammalia; Carnivora; Mustelidae. Gene Ontology annotation, molecular function: transmembrane signaling receptor activity. Gene Ontology annotation, cellular component: plasma membrane. The transcript is spliced from 5 exons. The record is from RefSeq and is a predicted model, not a curated record. The coding region runs from base 578 to 1144 and encodes 188 amino acids.